Molecule: messenger RNA, 899 nt
Organism: Ectocarpus sp. CCAP 1310/34
Lineage: Eukaryota; Phaeophyceae; Ectocarpales; Ectocarpaceae
Source: the annotation of a GenBank genome assembly
GUGGGUUGGCGCUGUUGGCAAAGCGCUGUAAAACACGCCACCCCAAAUAUAGCCCCCAUAGUAUGCGCUACCAAAGACGAGUGACGCAUGGAUGCGUGGAGUGAGGAUUGCUUCCCGAAACCUCACAGGUUGAGUGAUGUAGGAGAUUGCCGGACACAUAGACAUGUUGAGUGAUUAUAGCUGUAUACUGAAACCCCACGGAAAGGGGAGGUUUGAGAUUGCCAGACACAUGGACGGGUUGAGUGGGGAUAGCUGCAUCCUGAAACCCCACUGGUUGAGUGAUGUUGGAGUACCGGACACAUAGACGCGUUGAGUGAGGAUAGACACAUAUUGAAACCUCACAGGCGAUUGUGGUGGAGAUUGCGAGACACCUAGACGUGUUGAGUGAGCAUAGCUGCAUACUGAAACCUCACAGGUGCAUUGUUUGCCAGACACAUAGACGCGUUGAGUGGGGAUAGCUACAUACUGAAACCUCACGAGUUGAGUGAUGUUGGAUAGUGCCGGACACAUAGACGCUUUGAGUGAGGAAAGACACAUACUGGAACCUCACAGGUUGAUUUGUAUUGAGAUUGCCGGACACCCAGACGCGUUGAGUGAAGAUACCUGCAUCCUGACACCUCAAAGAUGGAUUGGUUGUUGAGUUUGCCAGACACAGUCUAGACGCGCUGCGUGGGGAUAGCUACAUACUGAAACCUCACGAGUUGAGUGAUGUUGGAUAGUGCCGGACACAUAGACGCUUUGAGUGAGGAAAGACACAUACUGAAACCUCACAGGUGAUUUGUAUUGGAGAUUGCCGGACACAUAGACGUGUUGAGUGAGGAUAGCUGCAUACUGAAACCUCACAGAUGGAUUGUUUGCCAGACACAUAGACGCGUUGAGUGGGGAUAGCUACAUACUGA